UAAUUUCAAGUGAUUUACAACCGUCUUCAUCUUAAACUCUCUCGAUACAAUGGCUUUACUUGCGGGGAAAUAUCAAUUUGAAAGAAAUGAGAAAUAUUUUGAAUAUUUAAAAUCUUUGGGACCAGAAGUGAGUGAUGAGAUUGCUUCGAAAUUAGAUGGGUCAAAACCAACAAUUGAUGUUGUUAUCGAUGGAAAUGUGUGCAACAUUUCAAGUUCAGCAGGAAGAGGUCAAAAGUUCACCUUCGGUGAAACUUUUGAUGAAGAGUUAUUCCCUGGAAUAACCGUUAAGACCACGGCUACAUUGAAUGGAAAUAAAGUUGAAGUUCAAUCGGUGUUUGGUGAUGGCAGAAGCGGAAGCAGGGUUUUCGAAUUCUCCGAUGGCGGAUUAAUUAUUCAUUACUCUAAUGCCAAAGGAAGUGGAAAAAGAUUUUUCAAGAGAGUUUAAAAGUUGAUUUCGUCUUCUUCUAAAAGUUUUUUUUUUCUCCAAGUGUUUAAAGAAA
Messenger RNA from Onthophagus taurus, 500 nucleotides. RefSeq names its product fatty acid-binding protein-like. The record is from RefSeq and is a predicted model, not a curated record. Lineage: Eukaryota; Metazoa; Arthropoda; Insecta; Coleoptera; Scarabaeidae.